This is a messenger RNA of Aethalodelphis obliquidens (Pacific white-sided dolphin), 2017 nucleotides long. RefSeq names its product interleukin 3 receptor subunit alpha (gene IL3RA). The transcript has 14 exons. Gene Ontology annotation, molecular function: protein binding; cytokine receptor activity. Gene Ontology annotation, biological process: cytokine-mediated signaling pathway. The record is from RefSeq and is a predicted model, not a curated record. Gene Ontology annotation, cellular component: external side of plasma membrane; membrane. The coding region runs from base 699 to 1853 and encodes 384 amino acids. NCBI's taxonomy places the organism in Eukaryota, Metazoa, Chordata, Mammalia, Artiodactyla, Delphinidae.
CCCAGACACAGAGGGAGACGCCCGCUCCGAUUUCCUGGGACGCCCUGAGCCCAACCGAAGAAAACACUACGAAGAAACGGGUGUUUCACGAAAGGCUGCGGCCACUGAUAAGGAAGAUUUCAUUUAGAAACUUCCAUGUUUGGGGUUGGGCCAGAGCUAAGAAGGCGUCUCUUUCAAAAGACGUGCGGUGCUUCAGAGAAAAUAGAAAAGAUGAGGUCUAAGUGGAGGAAACACUCGCUAUCUCUGUGGCCGAGGAACCCGUGACCUCGAGAUACCCUGUGUCAUCACCCCAGAGAGCCUCUGGCCGUGACGCCACCUGAGACAACCUGGACCUGGAAAGACGGGCUUCUCGUGGGAGCAUCAGCUCCGGCUACGGAUGGGCUUGGCCCCGGCACACUCUUAUUUACACGGAAGGGUUUACGAUAAAAAUCAGAACCUGGCAAGUCGGCCCAAGCCUGGGCUGGCCACCGGCAGGUUCCAGAGCGGACCUGUGCACCGGUGGGACAGGCACCCUAUGGGAAGGAUUCGUUUCCUAUUACAAGAUAUUGAAUAGAGUUCCCUGUGCUACACGGCUGCCUGCAGCACAGCUGAGAAGCCAGGAGAGCUUGGGGCCCACCCCCAGGCCAGCUAGACCAGCACCAGGAGAGGCUGCCUGCAUCCCAGCUGGUGCCCGCCCUCCUGUGGGAGCUGCCUUGGCCAUGGCUUUCGUCUGGCUGGCGGUCUUCCUGGUGCCUGUCUCCGGCCUGCUGCCACCGGACCACGACCCUUACCCUAUAGACAUUUCCGAUCCAGACCCACCAAUUAAGAACCUAAGGAUGGAGCCAGAAAGAAAAAGAUUGACCUGGGACCUCCAUGGAAACGUUUCCGAAAUUAUGUGUUUCAUCAAUUCAAAAGCUUUCGCUAAGGCACGGAAAAGGACGUAUUGCAAUAUUUCUGACUUGUCAUGCCAAGCUACAAACUACAGCAUCAGGGUGACCAAAGGUCAGCCAUUCUCCACGUGGAUUCAGUAUCCUAGUCAAGAAGGGAAUCCCAGGGCGGCUGCAGAAAACCUGACCUGCUGGGUUCACGACGUGGAUUUCCUGACGUGCAGCUGGGCGGUGGGCCGGGAGGCCCCGAGGGACGUGCAGUACCAUCUCUACCUGGAGAACCUGGACUCCUAUGAGAAGUGGCCGUGCUCCCAGUACAGAGCAGACGAGCAAGGGACACACGUCCAGUGCCGUUUUCACAACAUCUCUGUGUUAUCCAAGGAUCUGACGCGUUUCCUGGUGAAUGGUACCGGCAGCGGUUCCAAAAUUCCCUGCUCUGAGACGAGUGAUAGACUAGCCAAAAUCGAGGUAUUAGCUGCUCCCAACAUCACUAGCAGGUGGUGUAACCAAAGCUACUCGUUCAUGCAGUGGCAAGUGAGGAGUCACCUUAAUGAUGACUUCAAGUAUGAACUGCAGAUACAGAAGGGUACGGAGCUCGCCUACAAACAGGAGACCUAUGAAGCCUUCUUGGAGCUGAACAAUCCUGGGACCUACACGGUGCAAGUGAGGGCGAGGGAUGCCACCUUCUCCCAUUACAAACCGUGGGGUCCGUGGAGUGUCCCCCAACACUUCGUGUGUGAGGAGGGCGCGCGCCUCCCCGUCUGGCUGACGUCUUUGCUGAUCGCCCUGGGGACGCUGCUGGCUAUGGGGCUCGUGCUCCGGUUUUGCAGGUUCUCGGUGAUGCAGAAGCUGUUCCCUCCCAUCCCUCACAUGAAAGACCAUAUCAAUGGCAAACUUCAGAACGGAAGGACGAUGACCUGGGACCCCGACCAAGACAGCCAGGAGGAGUGUCCAGUGGCCGAGGUGCAGGUUCUGGGGGAAACAUGAAGCUGGUGCAGAGGCCCGGUUUUCCGCCAGGCAGAGGGCGCACAGCCUGCUCAUGGCAGGUCGUGGAUGUUUCAAGCGGGGUCAGGGAUGGAAAAGCCCGGUGCAGUUGACACGGGGUCACCUCGAGGAAGAAAGAACAAAACAUGUGUUGGGCUCAUGUCUCA